Molecule: messenger RNA, 2116 nt
Organism: Spinacia oleracea (spinach)
Lineage: Eukaryota; Viridiplantae; Streptophyta; Magnoliopsida; Caryophyllales; Amaranthaceae
Product: 1-aminocyclopropane-1-carboxylate oxidase homolog 1
Exons: 3
Coding region: 502-1602 (366 amino acids)
Source: RefSeq, a predicted model, not a curated record
AAAGUAAUAAAUCUAAUAAUUCGAUCGCAGAUUCGCAGUCGACACCAAUAAUUCGAUUUUAAGUGACCAUGUUGAUUUUUAGUAUUAAUAUUUUAAUCCUGAAAUUUAAGUGUUCUUGCUUCUUGGUGACCUGUUAAUUAAUUUUGGCAAUAUGAUACAUUUUCAAAUAAUAUUAGUAAAAAUAAGUGAAAGAAAUGAACGUCAGAUUAAGUUGCGUUUUGUUUAUGUUGUUUGCCUAUUUCGGCUAGGAAACCAAACUGGUUGUUUUAAUUUCUUGAUCAAAACAGCAUUAACAUUCAUGUGGUCCAAACUGAACACAUAGACCUCUUAACUCUAAAGGGUUUAGUAAGUGAUUGAAGCAAUGACCCUGUAAUGCAAAAUAAGCAAAAUUACGUAAUUUAAGAGAUGGAUGAAAACGUUGCCUACCUCUUGUAUACAGUAUAUAGGUGUCAUUUUACUUCAAUUAUUAAUAAGCAAUCUUAGAAGAAAAAAAACAGAUCAAUGAUGUCCACUAAGAGUGAUAGAGAGGCAGAAUUAAGAGCAUUUGACGAAACAAAAUUAGGAGUUAAGGGAAUUGUUGAUGCUGGUGUCACAACAAUUCCCUCUAUCUUCAUUCACCCAAUUUCUAAACUACAUCUACCUCCAAAAAUAACCGACAUUGAUGAUGAUGAUGAUAGGUUUCUUUUUCCGAUUAUUGAUCUCCGCGAGAGCGAGAAUGAUUUAGAGCAUAGGAAGAAGGUUGUUGAGGAGAUUCGGGAGGCGUCAGAGAAAUGGGGUUUUUUCCAAGUAACGAACCAUGGAAUUCCGAAUAUGGUUUUGGAAGAUAUGAUAAAAGGGGUAAGGGGGUUUUUUGAGCUAGAUAAUGAGGUGAAGAAAUGUUAUUAUACAAGAGACUUUGUCAAUGAUAAGUUCGUUUAUCACAGCAAUGUUGAUCUCUAUACUGGACCUGCAGCUAACUGGAGAGACUCUUUUAGUUGUAUGAUGGCUCCUAAUCCUCCGCGUCUUGAUGAAUUACCUCCCUCUUGCAGGGAGAUACUAAUGGAGUACUCAGGGCAAGUGAUGAAGCUUGGAAUAAUGUUGUUUGGGCUAUUAUCAGAGGCACUUGGGUUAAAACAAAGUCAUUUAUAUGACAUUGGUUGUGCUCAAGGGUUAAACGUUUCAGGUCAUUAUUAUCCAGCUUGUCCACAACCCAAAUUGACAAUGGGUACCUCAAAGCAUGCCGAUAUUGAUUUCUUAACUAUUUUGUUGCAAGACCAAAUUGGUGGUCUCCAAGUUCUUCAUCAAAAUCAUUGGGUUGAUGUUCCUCCUAUUCCUGGAGCUUUAGUGAUUAAUAUAGGGGACCAUUUACAGUUGGUUACAAAUGACAGAUUUAAAAGUGUGGAACACAGAGUACUAGCUAAUCAUAAAGGACCAAGAGUAUCAGUGGCAUCCUUUUUCAGCACAUUAUUUCAAGAGUCAUCUACAAGAUUCAGGCCCAUCGAAGAAUUGGUAACAGAUGAAAAUCCUCAAAAAUACCGUGAGAUCACAGUGAAAGAAUAUUAUGCAUACUUCUUAGGAAAAGGACUUGAUGGCACCUCCGUCCUCCCACAUUUCAAAAUUUGAAUCGAUUUAAGCUCAAUUGGUUCGGAUCGGACAAGACGAAUGUAUUUAACUCAAUGUCUAAUAUUACGUGUCUACGUACUACGUACUCCUACUAUUGUGUUAUUGAGCUCAUAAUCAAGACUCAAGAGGUUAAUCUUAAUGAAUACUCAGUGUCAGUAGGAUUACACGAUUUUACAAUGGCUCACCGUAAGCAUGGGUUUAAAUAAGUGUAGGUUUAUAAUUAAUGUCCAAAUAUUUUUGGUGAAUAAGGGUCCUUUUGAGUUAAAUAAGUUUCUUCCGUGAAAAAAUAAAAAGGGACGGAAAGAGUAUCAUUUUUUUUCAGAAUUUGGGGCCAAGUUAAUUAGGCUUCCAACUUGUUUAUGUUUGUCUUGGAGUAAUUAUUGGGCUUUUCAUGGCCUUUGUUUAUAGGAAUUAUUGUGUAUUUAUGCAUUUUUAUUAUCCGGGCAACUUUUAGAACCGGAAAUUUAAGAAAUGUAUAGUCUUUAUUUAUUCUUUAAUAAUGCGUCAUAGAGUA